UCCUUUCUGCAGAGUGGUCCAGCUCACCCCAACCAGUCACCACCAUGACCUUCAACGGCACCUGGAAGAUUGAUCGCAAUGACAACUAUGAGAAAUUCAUGGAGAAAAUGGGAAUUAACCUGGUGAAGAGGAAGCUGGCUGCUCACGACAACCUGAAGAUCACAAUCGAGCAGACUGGAGACACGUUUCAAGUAAAGGAGAGCAGCAGCUUCCGUACCAUCGACAUCAACUUCACCCUGGGGGUCACCUUCGACUACAGCCUCGCAGACGGAACUGAACUCACGGGUUCAUGGACCAUGGAGGGCGACGUGUUAAAAGGAAUUUUCAACAGAAAGGACAAUGGAAAACAACUGACAACAACCAGAAUCAUCCAAGGAGAUGAACUCAUUCAGAGCUACAACUAUGAAGGUGUGGACGCUAAAAGGAUUUUCAAAAGAAGCUAAACCUGUUGACUAAACUSAAGCAAUAGAUAUUUGAGUUCUUGAUUACAUACAGUAUUUUGUUGAGUUAUUAUGUAGUGCAACUGCGAAAAGUACCCAACUUGUAAUGCAUUUUUAUAYUUGCAUUAAAAAAACAAUUGCCUA
Messenger RNA from Austrofundulus limnaeus, 584 nucleotides. It is a transcript of the gene fabp2, whose product is annotated as fatty acid binding protein 2, intestinal. Bases 45 to 443 code for a protein of 132 amino acids. Gene Ontology annotation, molecular function: lipid binding. The record is from RefSeq and is a predicted model, not a curated record. NCBI's taxonomy places the organism in Eukaryota, Metazoa, Chordata, Actinopteri, Cyprinodontiformes, Rivulidae. The transcript is spliced from 4 exons.